Molecule: messenger RNA, 711 nt
Organism: Cokeromyces recurvatus
Lineage: Eukaryota; Fungi; Mucoromycota; Mucoromycetes; Mucorales; Mucoraceae
Exons: 3
Coding region: 341-517 (58 amino acids)
Source: RefSeq, a predicted model, not a curated record
GAAAAAUCGUUAAAAUUACCUUAACGAUUCAAUCUCAACGAUCUUUAAUGUCUCCUUAACGAUUCAAUCUUAACGAUUUUUAAGGUAAUCUUAACGAUUCAAUCUUACCGAUCUUUAAGGUAACCUUAACGAUUCAAUCUUAACAAUUUUUAAUGUCUCCUUAACAAUUUUUAAGAUAAUCUUACCUUUUUUCUUUUCAACCUUAACGAUUUUUCUUUUCAACCCUCCCGUUUUUUAAACAUCAAUCUCAAAUCUUACUUGUUAUAUCUUAUAUUGCUGCUGAGACUAUGAUCUUUUAAGUGUUACAAUACCAUCAGAACAUAAGCCGGGAACAGAUCUCAUGUCAAAAGCAAUACUUCAAGACAAGCGUGUAAUAAACCUCAUUGUUUCAAGAGUUAUUGGUGACCACGCUAAAGACCAAUAUGCAUCGCAUAGCGGUGAGUGGGUAGACGGUUGUCGCUUAGAUGUUCUCUAUGUACCAAUCAUGACCGCUGUCCAAAUUAUCUUCCACCCAUAAUCGUGGAGAUUCAAAAUGUUGUUGACAAGCCUUUCAUCCAUCGCUUACAAAAGUAUUGUAACCACAUUUAUGAAAACUACAACACAACAACAUUGAACCAAUUGUAUUGACUUUCUGCAUAAAAAUGGCAAGGACAGAGAUGGCUAAGGAUUUUCAAAACACUGACAAGGGCCCAUUUAUGAAGAAGUUACCAA